Molecule: messenger RNA, 1314 nt
Organism: Ceratitis capitata (Mediterranean fruit fly)
Lineage: Eukaryota; Metazoa; Arthropoda; Insecta; Diptera; Tephritidae
Product: trans-1,2-dihydrobenzene-1,2-diol dehydrogenase
Exons: 3
Coding region: 250-1248 (332 amino acids)
Molecular function (GO): nucleotide binding
Source: RefSeq, a predicted model, not a curated record
UUACAAAAAUAGUAUGAAAUCAGUAUUACAGUAUUACAUACCAGUAUGCAUUACUGCAUACAUUAAAUGCACUCGAACUAGAUUAUUGCUAUUGAUAACACGCCCAAGUGAUGCAUCGCACAAAAACUAAUCCCAUACUCCAAAUAGACAAAUUCAUGCUAUUGCCAUACAUUCAUUAGUCUAACGCGGCUCGCGUAACGGUAAAAGGAAGUAAUAUCUGUAAGAAAACGCGAACUUGAGAGAAUUUUAAUGCCCGUACUAAAGUGGGGCAUCGCCGCUGCAGGGCGUAUAACGCAUGACUUUGUUACCGCACUAUCGACCAUUGAGGAAAAUCAGCACUCAGUUGUGGCUGUGGCUGACGUGGACGGAGCACGCGCUUUGGAGUUUGCCGAACGUUAUGAAAUACCGAAAUUUUACGAUGGUUUCGACGAUCUGUCACAGGAUGCCGAGGUCGAUGUAGUCUAUGUUGGCACACUAAGCCCUUACCGCUAUCGCGUGGUGCGUUUAAUGUUGGAACGAGGCAAACAUGUGUUGUGCGAAAAACCGUUAUGCUUGAGUUUAUGCCAAGCGGAGGAGUUGUAUCGUGUGGCAAAGGAGCGUAAUGUGUUUCUAAUGGAAGGCAUGUGGUCGCGCUGCUUUCCGAGUUAUGCCCGACUGCAGGAGCUUCUGCUCGCCGAUUGCAUUGGUGAAAUUACACACAUACAAGUGCAACAUGGUUACCACGCCAAUGUGCAGUGCACACUUGGAGGUUCCAUCACAUUGGAUAUUGGUCUGUAUGCCUUGCAAUUGGGUCAAUUCAUUUACGGCUGUGCGCCAGUGGGCAUCAAAUGCAAUGCUCAUUUGAAUGGUGAUGGCGUCGAUGUGGAAUGUGAAUUCGUCUUGGAUUAUGGUCAAAAUCGCAAAUUGGCUGCUUUCAUAUCGGGCUUGGAGAGUCUAGAAAACAGCGCUAAAUUAUUGGGCACCAAGGGUGAAAUCAAGCUCAGCAACUAUUGGUGCUGCACCUCACUCACGAAGCUCAGCAACAUCACAGAACUAUGGCCACUACCCACCGCAAAAUAUGAAUUCAAUUAUACAAAUGCCUGCGGACUCCGCUACGAGGCUGAGGAAGUGCGUAAGUGUAUAGAGAAGCGGCUGCUGGAAUGUUCGCUAUAUACGCAUGCGCAGAGUCUUGAGUUGCUACAAGUAGUCGAAGAGAUGCGCAAGCAAAUCGGUGUGGUCUAUGAUGAUAUAAUUUGUUUGGAUUUGUGAGAAGUUGGGGAAAAAUAAUAUUUAAACUAAAGAAUAAAAUAAACUAAUGACGUAUUGACAGCAAAA